AUGUCUCUAUCUUCUAAGUUGACUGUCAAGGACUUGAACUUGAAGGACAAGCAUGUCUUCAUCAGAGUUGACUUCAACGUUCCAUUGGACGGUAAGACUAUCACUUCCAACCAAAGAAUUGUCGCUGCUUUGCCAACUAUCAAGUACGUUUUGGAACAUCAACCAAAGGUUGUUGUCUUGGCUUCCCAUUUGGGUAGACCAAACGGUGAAAGAGUUGACAAAUACUCUUUGAAGCCAGUUGCUGCUGAAUUGGAAAAACUUCUAGGUAAGCCAGUUACUUUCUUGAACGAUUGUGUCGGCCCAGAGGUCAACAAGGCUGUUGACGGUGCUAAGCCAGGUUCCGUUAUCUUGUUGGAGAACUUGCGUUACCACAUCGAGGAAGAAGGUUCCAAGAAGGUUGACGGUAAGAAGGUCAAGGCUUCCAAGGAAGACGUCGACAAAUUCAGAAAGGAAUUGAAAUCUUUGGCUGAUGUUUACAUCAACGAUGCUUUCGGUACCGCUCACAGAGCUCACUCUUCUAUCGUUGGUUUCGACCUACCAGAACGUGCUGCCGGUUUCUUGUUGGCCAAGGAAUUGGAAUACUUCGGUAAGGCUUUGGAAAACCCAGUUAGACCAUUCUUGGCUAUUUUGGGUGGUGCUAAGGUCGCUGACAAGAUCCAAUUGAUCGACAAUUUGUUGGACAAGGUUAACUCUAUCAUCAUUGGUGGUGGUAUGGCUUUCACUUUCAAGAAGGUCAUUGACAACACUGAAAUUGGUGACUCUAUCUUCGACAAAGCUGGUGCUGAAAUCGUUCCAAAGUUGGUCGAAAAGGCUAAGAAGAACAACGUUGAGCUUGUCUUGCCUGUUGACUGGGUCGCUGGUGACGCUUUCUCCGCUGACGCUAACACCAAGAUCGUUACCGAAAAGGAAGGUAUUCCAGCUGGCUGGCAAGGGUUGGACUCCGGUCCAGAAUCUAGAAAGUUGUUUGCUGCUGCUGUAGCAAAGGCUAAGACUAUUGUCUGGAACGGUCCACCAGGUGUCUUCGAAUUCGAGAAGUUCGCCGCUGGUACCAAGGCUCUAUUGGACGAAGUUGUCAAGUCCUGUGAAGCUGGUAACACUGUUAUCAUCGGUGGUGGUGACACUGCUACUGUUGCUAAGAAGUACGGUGCCACUGACAAGAUCUCUCACGUCUCCACUGGUGGUGGUGCUUCCUUGGAAUUGUUGGAAGGUAAGGUUUUGCCAGGUGUCGACUUCUUGUCUGAAAAGAAAUAA
This is a messenger RNA of Torulaspora delbrueckii, 1251 nucleotides long. It is a transcript of the gene PGK1, whose product is annotated as phosphoglycerate kinase. The record is from RefSeq and is a predicted model, not a curated record. The transcript has a single exon. Gene Ontology annotation, cellular component: cytosol. Lineage: Eukaryota; Fungi; Ascomycota; Saccharomycetes; Saccharomycetales; Saccharomycetaceae. Gene Ontology annotation, biological process: glycolytic process; gluconeogenesis. Gene Ontology annotation, molecular function: phosphoglycerate kinase activity; ADP binding; ATP binding. Bases 1 to 1251 code for a protein of 416 amino acids.